Molecule: messenger RNA, 399 nt
Organism: Rhododendron vialii
Lineage: Eukaryota; Viridiplantae; Streptophyta; Magnoliopsida; Ericales; Ericaceae
Product: UDP-glycosyltransferase 85A8-like
Exons: 1
Coding region: 1-399 (132 amino acids)
Molecular function (GO): UDP-glycosyltransferase activity
Source: RefSeq, a predicted model, not a curated record
AUGGUGCCCCCGGAGCAAGUUCUUGCCCACCCUUCAGUGGGAGUGUUCGUGAGUCAUUUUGGGACUAGCUCAAUGCUUGAGAGCAUUUGUGCUGGAGUGCCUAUGAUCGGUUGGCCGUAUUUUGGUCAUGACCAUCAAGUGACCUGCCGGUACAGCUGUAACCGAUGGGUUAUCGGGAGGAAGAUCGACGAGGAUAUAGAGAGGGAAGAAGUGGAAAGCCUAGUUUGCGAGUUGAUGGAGGGAGCCGAGGGUAAAGCAAUGAAGAGGAAGGUGAUGGAGUGGAAGAAACAAGCAGUUGAGGCCACCAGUAACGGUGGGUCAUCGGCGAAAAUUUUCAACAACCUUUUGAAGGCAUUAUCAAGAUCACAAAACUUCAUGGGUCAUCAAAUUCUCAGCUAG